AUGUCAAGUUCAGUCUGCUAUGUGGUCCUUGGCCUUGCUGCUGCUCUUCUUCUCUGCUGCUCCCAGCCGGCAAUUGCCAAGGAGCAACGCCAUGAGUUCGUGAUCCAGGAGGCGUCGGUGACGAGGCUGUGCAACGCCCGGACCAUCGUGACGGCGAACGGGCAGUACCCGGGGCCGACGGUGGAGGUGAGCGAGGGCGACUCCCUCGUCGUCAACGUCGUCAACAACGGCACCUACAACAUCACCAUCCACUGGCACGGUGUUCGGCAGAUGCGGACGGGGUGGUCGGACGGACCGGAGUUCGUGACGCAGUGCCCGAUCCGGCCGGGGAAGAGCUACACCUACCGCUUCACGGUGACGGCGCAGGAGGGCACGCUGUGGUGGCACGCCCACAGCUCGUGGCUCAGGGCCACCGUCUACGGCGCGCUCGUCAUCCGCCCACGCGACGCCGUCCCUUACCCGUUCGACUUCCACGGGGAGAUCGCCCCCAUCAUGCUCGGUGAAUGGUGGGACAUGAACCCCAUCGACGUCAUCCGCACCGCCACGCGCACCGGUGCAGCUCCCAACAUCUCCGAUGCCCUCACCAUGAACGGCCAACCCGGUGACCUCUACAACUGCUCCUCCCAAGACACUACCGUGUUCGCCGUGAAGACCGGCGAGACCAACCUGCUGCGGUUCAUCAACGCUGCGCUCAACACGGAGCUCUUCGUCUCCCUCGCCGGCCACAACAUGACCGUCGUGGGCGCCGACGCCUCCUACACCAAGCCGUACACCACAUCAGUCAUAGUGCUCGGCCCCGGCCAGACCACAGACGUCCUCGUCACCUUCGACCAGCCACCUGGCCGGUACUACCUCGCCGCCCGGGCUUACGCCAGUGCGCAGGGCGUGCCCUUCGACAACACCACCACCACCGCCAUCUUCGACUACGGCGCCAGCAGCAUGGCAAGCCCGGCGAUGCCAACCCUCCCGGCGUACAACGACACUGCCACGGUGACUGCAUUCACGACAAGCCUAAGCAACCUCCACGCGGUGGAGCUUCCCUCGGCCGUCGACGAGGACCUUUUCUUCACCGUCGGCGUCGGCCUCUUCAACUGCUCCGCUGCGCAGAACUGCGGCGGUCCCAACGGGACGCGGUUUGCGGCGAGCAUGAACAACGUCUCCUUCGUGCUCCCCUCCACUGUAUCCCUCCUCCAGGCGCACUACCAGGGCAGUGCAGCUGCGAACGGCGUCUUCACCACCGACUUCCCGGCCAACCCGACGGUGCAGUUUGACUACACUGCGCAGAACGUCAGUCGUGCGCUCUGGCAGCCAGUACCGGGCACCAAGCUGUACAAGCUCAAGUUCGGCUCGGUGGUGCAGGUCGUGCUCCAGGGCACCAACAUCUUCGCUGGGGAGAACCACCCUAUCCACAUCCACGGCUACGAUUUCUUCAUCCUCGCCGAGGGCUUUGGCAACUUCGAUGCCGCGACCGACACCGCAAAGUUCAACCUGCAUGACCCGCCAAUGAGGAAUACGGUGGGCGUCCCAGUAAACGGGUGGGCAGUCAUCCGGUUCGUCGCCGACAACCCCGGGGUCUGGCUGAUGCACUGCCAUCUGGAUGUGCACAUCACCUGGGGCCUCGCCAUGGCCUUCCUUGUGGAGGAUGGAGUUGGAGAGCUGCAGUCCCUGGGGGCACCGCCGCCAGACCUGCCAGUUUGCUGA
This is a messenger RNA of Lolium rigidum, 1701 nucleotides long. Its product is annotated as putative laccase-17. The coding region runs from base 1 to 1701 and encodes 566 amino acids. Gene Ontology annotation, molecular function: copper ion binding; hydroquinone:oxygen oxidoreductase activity. The record is from RefSeq and is a predicted model, not a curated record. Gene Ontology annotation, cellular component: apoplast. Gene Ontology annotation, biological process: lignin catabolic process. NCBI's taxonomy places the organism in Eukaryota, Viridiplantae, Streptophyta, Magnoliopsida, Poales, Poaceae. The transcript is spliced from 4 exons.